CUGCCGGCUGCUACUCAGGGCUGCGUCCCGCCCUCCACAGUCUCUACUUCGGCGGGAAGCGGCAGCGAUUGCCCAGAGCUUGUGGACAAAUGUAUAGGUUCUCGCAUCCAUAUCGUGAUGAAAAGCGAUAAGGAGAUUGUCGGGACGCUGCUGGGAUUUGAUGACUUUGUCAAUAUGGUGUUAGAAGAUGUUACAGAAUUUGAGAUCACACCUGAAGGCAGAAGAAUCACAAAACUAGACCAGAUUUUGCUAAAUGGAAAUAACAUAACAAUGCUGGUUCCUGGGGGAGAAGGACCUGAAGUAUAAAUUGAUACAGAUGUCGUCUCUGAAGACAUGUUAUACAUCAUCUAAGCAGAGCCUUGGGGUGUGGGUGGGUUUUUUUGGUUGUUUGUUUGUUUACAUACUAUCAAUUUUGACAUUUGAUAAAAAACAAAGAUUUCCUGUUCAGGAAAGGUGCAUUGCUAAUGCUGACUUUGUAAGUUGAAAUCAUGACUUUCUUGUAAAGACAUACUGAUUUGCUCAGAAUAAAGGCUUUUGUUUUGUUAA
Lagopus leucura (white-tailed ptarmigan) is the source of this 546-nucleotide messenger RNA. RefSeq names its product LSM5 homolog, U6 small nuclear RNA and mRNA degradation associated (gene LSM5). NCBI's taxonomy places the organism in Eukaryota, Metazoa, Chordata, Aves, Galliformes, Phasianidae. Gene Ontology annotation, molecular function: RNA binding. Gene Ontology annotation, biological process: mRNA splicing, via spliceosome. The transcript has 5 exons. The record is from RefSeq and is a predicted model, not a curated record. Bases 118 to 306 code for a protein of 62 amino acids. Gene Ontology annotation, cellular component: Lsm1-7-Pat1 complex; U4/U6 x U5 tri-snRNP complex; U6 snRNP.